AUGCCGCGCACGACGACAGCGCGCAGAUACGGCAAGCCCUCAAAGCGGUCCCGGGCCGAGCGCAUGUUUGCCGAACUGCCGCAGAGCCCCGUUAGGAAGCCGCCCGCCAGUGCCAACAGCCAAGACCCGGUCAAGGACGUCACCGAGCUGCUGUCUGCUAUCCGGAUGGAUGAAGAACCUGUCGCACCACAACCGCGAAGGUCGCCCAGGAAGAGCAUCAAGGCAACCCCCGUCGUGGUUGGCGACAGCAACGACGAGGGCCGCAGCGCAGACGCAAAGGACGCCGAGAAACUCGUCGAGUCUGAGAACGGAGCCCUUUGCAACCGAACAGAGGAUGUGAGCCCCGACAGCUCAGUCGAAACCGACGAAAACAAGACUACCGAGGGCUCGUCUGCACCCGACAGCGCUUCCAGCGUCGCCGAGGACACCUCGUUGCGGAUACUCACCUGGGACGACGUGUGCCCGCCUGGCGACCGCAUCGUCAAGAUCGCAGAGGCCUCUUACGCAGAGGUCUACCGCGUCACCAACGAGCGCGGAACCAGCAUCAUCAAGGUCAUCCGUCUGGACUCGCCCAUCAAGGCCCAGACCAAGCAACAGGUCAAGGCCGGCCUCGUCGACGAGGAGCCUCGCUCCGAAGACGAUGUCAAUGGAGAGCUGCAGAUCUCAGAGUGGCUGGCCGACAUCCCUGGCUUUGUCGUGUACAAGGAAAAGUACGUCGUCCAAGGCAAGGCGACGAAGGAGCUGCUUGAGACACAUCAGCUCUUCCAGAGGAGGAUGAAGCGGCAGGACCCCGGCCGAGCGCAGUUUUAUCCGUCGCCGAGCCGCUACCUCGACGACACCAAGUUCCUGGUGGUGGAACUGGGCGACGCAGGCACGGCACUGGAGGACUGGGAGCUGGCUGACGAGAGGGAGCUCUGGGAUGUUUUCUUUCUCGAAGCCAUCGCGCUAGCUCGGGCAGAGGAGACGGCCAUGUUCGAGCAUCGAGACCUGCACGAGGGUAACCUGUGCGUAAAGCGAGUCAGACCCGCGAGUGAGCGAACCGCCGCAUCUACGGGGUUCUUUGGCUUCUCGGGGCUCGACAUUACGAUUCUAGACUACGGCCUGUCCCGUGCAGAGGACCUAUCGGUCGACUACGCCAAGCCUGUAGCUUUCGACCUUGAGAGGGAACUGAGCCUCUUCACCAGCACGCACGCGUCACAGUGUGCCGUAUACCGGCAGAUGCGGUCAUUUCUUCUGCGUGGAGACCGGAAAUGCAUCCCCGCAGAAGGACACAAGACGCCUUACGCCCGGGGCAUCGACGGGCCGCUGUCGUGGGAAGUGUACGCGCCAUACACCAACGUCUUGUGGCUGGCGUACCUGUACGAGUACCUGGUGGACAGCUUCAGGGGCAAGAAGAAGAACAAAGCCCCGAGCGAGUUCCAGAAGGAGACGGCGGAGAUGUGGAAGCACCUCAACCCUGAGGCGGACGAUAGUGUGCCUUGCUUCGGGUCGGCGGCCGACAUUGUGUGCUUCGCCGUGGAGUCGGGCUGGAUCAGCGCCGAGCAGCUGCAUGGGGCCUCGGCGUCGAUGCUUGACAGGGAGGACAGCAUCAUCGUGUCGAGGGAUGACGCCGGCGACGCCGACGCGUCGCUCCGGCGGUCGCCCCGGCGGAGAAGGGAGACGUGGGAUGCAUGA
This is a messenger RNA of Purpureocillium lilacinum, 1674 nucleotides long. RefSeq lists its product as uncharacterized. Gene Ontology annotation, molecular function: histone H3T3 kinase activity. The record is from RefSeq and is a predicted model, not a curated record. NCBI's taxonomy places the organism in Eukaryota, Fungi, Ascomycota, Sordariomycetes, Hypocreales, Ophiocordycipitaceae. Gene Ontology annotation, biological process: mitotic cell cycle; intracellular signal transduction. Gene Ontology annotation, cellular component: nucleus; cytoplasm.